This is a messenger RNA of Paramecium sonneborni, 1122 nucleotides long. NCBI's taxonomy places the organism in Eukaryota, Ciliophora, Oligohymenophorea, Peniculida, Parameciidae. The record is from the annotation of a GenBank genome assembly.
AUGUUAUCAUUUGAUAGUUCCUCAAGAGGUAUAAAUUUAUACUACAAAGACAUAAUUAAUUCUAUUGAUUCUGAGAAUAAAAAUGCUGCCAAGUAAUUGAUGUUAUAAACUUUCACUAAUAUAGAGGAGACAAUCAAAAUUAAGGAGAGGUUUUCAGAGGGAAAAUUACAUUAAUUAUGGAUAGAUUAAUAUUGGAAGCUAAUUAAUAGAAAAUCUAUAAAAAAAACUCAGGUUUAAGUAAUACAAAAUAUGGAUUAUAUUGAUGCGCGUUUCCUCAUCUCUUCUCCAUAAUUUUGUUGGUUGCAUCUAUGUAAUAUGAAGUCAUAGAUUUUUAUAAUCAAUUAUUUAGGAUUGUAAAUAAACUUCUGUUAUUUUAUACAAUUUUAUGAUAACUACAUGAAUAAAUUUAACCUAUGUAUAUCAAUUGAGCAAGUAGAUAGACAAUAUAUAUUUGUAUACGUUCAAGAUGAGUAUAGAAAAUGUAAUCUUGGACAAUUAUAGCCAAGUCAUCUCAUAAAAUUUUUACCAAAACAAAAAUAUCUUGUAAUUGUAGUAAUAAUUGGAACAACUAUAGUCCUGAAAAUAUUCCUAUAUAAGAAAUAGCUAGAAAGACAAUUAUUUGUAGUGCAGCGAUUGCAAAAUUUCAGUGUUUCGAAAUAACUUUAAGGCAAAUUAGAUUUUGAUUCAGAUGACGAAAAAAUUAGAGUUAUCAUCAAAAUGGAAACAGGUAUAUGAAUAAGAAUAUUGUAAGCCGAUUUUUCAUUCUAAUAAUUGACUUUGAAAGAAUAAAAAGAUGAACAAAGUUCUGCUUAUGAAUAACUAAUUAAAUCCUCAAUUAUGAUUCUCAUUAAAUAUUCAAAACAUCAUAAUCAUAUUGUUUAAAAUUCUAUAAUCUAUCACCUUAUAAGCAGCUCAUUUCAUAUCAACUAAAUAUUUGAACUUAGAGGAUAGAAUAUAAGAAGGAUAAAUGAGUUCAUUUCUGUUAAUAAGAAGUAAAUUCGCCUUUUGGCAUUUUAAACUUCCUAAAAAAGUGUAGAAUAUAUGUAGUUUACUUGUAUCCCGACUAUAUAUACAAGAUAUUUUAUUACAUUCUCACAUGUUUAAUCAAAUAUUUCUGGAUGA